UGCGCGGUACUAGCUCCCUAGCGCGCUGGGCGGGGUGUGCGGCGAGCGGCUUCCCGGGCAGACGCGGGCCCCGAGGCGGCGGCUGCGCCGUGCGCCGGGGCGGAGCCGGGGGCGGGCGGGCCGGCGGGCGGGGGCUGGGCCGGAGGAAGCCUGAGCGCCCGCGGCGACGACGGCAGCGGCGGCCCAGCAGGCUAGAAGCGUGGGUCCACGGCGGCUCCGGGUGCGGCCGCGGGCUGCGGAGCGAGCGGGUGGCCCGGCUCCCCGCGUCCCCCGCCCGCCGCUACUGUCUGGAAGAUGGCGCCGGGCGGAUGGAAAUCCUAAUGACAGUCUCCAAAUUCGCCUCCAUCUGUACCAUGGGCGCCAAUGCCUCAGCAUUAGAGAAAGAGAUUGGUCCAGAACAGUUUCCGGUCAACGAGCACUAUUUUGGAUUAGUCAAUUUUGGGAAUACCUGCUACUGCAACUCAGUUCUGCAAGCACUUUAUUUCUGUCGUCCGUUUCGGGAAAAAGUCCUAGCAUACAAGAGCCAGCCCAGAAAAAAGGAGAAUCUUCUCACGUGCCUGGCAGACCUCUUCCACAGCAUAGCCACCCAGAAGAAGAAGGUUGGCGUGAUCCCGCCCAAGAAAUUCAUCACACGGUUGCGAAAGGAAAAUGAGCUGUUUGAUAACUACAUGCAACAAGAUGCCCAUGAAUUCCUAAAUUACCUACUCAAUACAAUUGCUGAUAUUCUACAAGAAGAGAGAAAACAGGAAAAGCAAAAUGGCCGCAUACGCAACGGUGAUGUGGACACUGAGGAUAACAACAGCACACCAGACCCGACAUGGGUCCAUGAGAUUUUUCAGGGAACAUUAACUAAUGAAACCAGGUGUCUUACUUGUGAAACUAUAAGCAGCAAAGAUGAAGAUUUUUUAGACCUUUCUGUUGACGUGGAACAAAACACAUCAAUUACUCACUGCUUAAGAGGUUUUAGUAACACAGAGACUCUGUGCAGUGAAUAUAAAUACUACUGUGAAGAGUGCCGGAGCAAGCAGGAAGCACACAAACGGAUGAAAGUUAAGAAACUACCCAUGAUUCUGGCUCUACACCUGAAAAGAUUUAAGUAUAUGGACCAGCUUCAUCGAUAUACAAAGCUUUCUUACCGGGUAGUUUUUCCUUUAGAACUUCGUCUAUUUAACACUUCAGGAGAUGCAACCAACCCUGACAGAAUGUACGACCUUGUCGCUGUCGUGGUUCACUGCGGAAGUGGUCCCAAUCGAGGCCAUUAUAUUGCAAUAGUUAAGAGUCAUGAUUUUUGGUUGUUGUUUGAUGACGACAUUGUAGAAAAAAUAGAUGCACAAGCUAUUGAAGAAUUUUACGGGUUGACGUCUGAUAUCUCCAAGAACUCCGAGUCUGGGUACAUCCUUUUCUAUCAGUCUCGAGACUGAAGGGAGCCAAGGCGGAGAGAAGCGGCUGCAUGCUUCUCUGGUGGUUCCGGAAAGGAUCAAGAAGAGAGAGGUGCAGGACGCUCAGGGCAGUAGCACACUUUGCAUACAAUAAAGCAAAGACCGUGGAUUAACAUGCCCUUCCGAUCACAGUAGUUGAAUUUUUUGCUCAGGAAUCAUGCUGUCUGUGCAGUUCCACACAAGGAAGUGAAAUCAGAGAUACCAGCUCCUCUUGUAAAGCAGCUGCCAGCUGCCGACACACAUUUUCUCUGUAACCGCACCAAUGAUGAUUUGAGUUCCUCGGGAGGGCAGUGGAAGAAUUAGAAUGCUCGGUUGCUGGAGCACGCACGGGAUGCUCACACUGCGGAUGGGAGCAGCUGAGUGCUGUUUUCAUACGUACCUUUUGGAAAGUACCUUUGGGCCCAGCACUCGCAGUUGCCUUCCUGACACCCAGAACUAGCAACACAGAGUCCAGUGUCAGGAAGUCAAGGAUACUCUGCUUCUCUGGAGAAGCGUGUGAUGAUGUACAGUGCGUGUACACAGGGGACAGUGGGUCACAAGUGGCUUCUUGGUUCCCCCAGGGGAAAGACUGGCUUUGUAAUGAUCAUUUUCCUUAUUUAUUUUAUUAAACUGGUGGAGUCCGAGCAUUAUAUGAAGUGCCGGUGAUUCUGUCAGCAAAUCCUAGCACAUUUUCCCAGUGUGUCAGGAGGUAGUUCUGUUGUCUGUCUCUGUAAGGUGAACUGAAGAGUCUAGUAAUCACUAAGAUAAUCAUGACAUGAUCACAGUGGGUGGCUAGAUACUGUCAGGAGGGCUCUCCCUGGCUGAAUAGUUGCUCUUUGUCAUAGUUUGUCACUUGAUUUUUUAAGGUUUUUUUUUUUCAGUGAAGUAGAAAUUCCCUGUUGCUAGAAUGAUAAAGGAAACCCCAGUGUGAUGUCAGCACACUGUCGGCCAGAACCCCAAAACUGCUAGCAGUUGUUAGUCUCUUUAGCCUUGGGAAGGACUGCUGGGCCCAGGCCCAUUAGAACCUCAGCAGCCAGGGAGCAGCUAGAGCCCUUUGGAAGAUUACAAUUUGGUGACAGACCAGUUAUCUAGAGGAGAAGCCCCUCCCCCUCCUGACCUGCCACAGCCAUUAGAAUGGUGUUCAGGAGCUUGUGACACAGUGCAGGGAGUCUCCAUGGACAGCUGAGCAUCAAGUGGUAUGGCAGGGCUCAGUGUAACUUGCAGAAAGCAAUGGAAGAUUAUGGUCCAAGUCCCAGCAGCCCAGCACUGGGUGGUCCAUCACACAGCACUCUGCAUGCCGUGGUGGUGGCCCGUUGAUAAGCCCCUAAUUUUCUAAAGUUAUUUUACUAAAACUGUUGACUGAGAAGCAAACAGCAAAACGAAAUGUUUUUGUGCUGCUAUUAACAUUUAUUUUCUGUACCUUUUAGCUCAGGAAAUGACCUCAUCUAGUCAUCCCAUAAGCCGAUUUAUAACAGGGUCACUUAGCUAAUUGGGCUUCAUAGACAGAUGUGUUGGGAGAAAAACUCAUUUUAUAGUUUCUGAAGCCUUACCUGGCUGGGGUUUGUGAUCUGCCAGCACCGCACAGAGAGCACAGCCAGAAGCAUGGGGGAGUCAGAGCCGUGAGAGCAGGCACACAUCGAGGGCUUCAAACAAAUGGUGCGGGAAUUCAGAACUGCGUAAAAUAUGGCUGAGUCCUCGAGGCUGCCCCUUGCAGCACUAAAGUACUGUGCUGUUGGUUGCACACAGUUUUCUUGACUUUAAAACGUAUGCAGAAGAAAGCCUAGUUCCGCAUGGCAGCAAGUCCUAGCAAGGGUGCUGAGCUGGCAGUCAGCCACUCCCCCGCUCAGGUCCGCUCUGGACAGUCUGCAGGGGAAGGCCUGCUGACUGUUGCCUCUGCUCCUUUUCAUUCUUAGUGAGAUGGAGCUAAGUAAAACAUUUUGAUUUUAUCAGAAACUCAGUAAACUUUAAAAAAAAAAAAUCCAGGGUUUGGGUUGGGGACUGGGAAUAUCAGGUGUAGUAGGUGGAAAAGGUGACCCGGCCAGCACGUAUUCCCAGGCGAUUGUUCUUUGCCUGUGAUUCUGAUGAGGCCAGGUGCAAGUUGCGAACAAGCCUAGUUGCUGUGUAAUUAUGUACAUGUUUGCUGGGGCAGCUGUCCCAAAUUUUGUAUAUUAGAACAAAAGUUUCUAUGAAUUAUCGUAACUAAAAGUAAAUAUUCUAAGUUAAGCCCCACUUCUGAGUCAUGUGACUUUUGCCAUAGGAAUUUUACCUUUAGAAGGUCACUUAAGACAGGAGCCACACGGCUUAGGAAGGGGGCAAGGAAAUGUGCUGUAGUGGCCUCAUGGCCUCAGCCAUCAGUGUAGGGUUUUUCUUUCCUUGAUGGCCGUAGGAAGACCUCACUUUCAUAUACGCCUGAUACUUUCUGUAAAGAUUCUUUUCAUUAAAAAUUCUCUUUGUGAGGGAUGUGGCUGGGAGCUGGGAGGCAAGGUGCUGGAGUCCUGGCUCUCCAGUGAACUUAACUGUGUGACCUCGGGCAAGUCACUAACCUCUCUGUGCUUCAGUCUCCCUCCUGUAAAUGGGAGUAAUACCUACCUCACAGGGUUGUUGUGGGGAUUAAUUAGAGAUAAUGUCUGUAAAGCAUUUAAGGUUCUUGAAGAAGGCGCUAUAUAAAUACAAAAUAAUAUCUAUUAAAGUUGGC
This is a messenger RNA of Chionomys nivalis (European snow vole), 4113 nucleotides long. RefSeq names its product ubiquitin specific peptidase 12 (gene Usp12). Gene Ontology annotation, molecular function: cysteine-type endopeptidase activity; cysteine-type deubiquitinase activity. Gene Ontology annotation, biological process: protein deubiquitination. The transcript is spliced from 9 exons. Gene Ontology annotation, cellular component: cytosol; nucleus. Bases 309 to 1421 code for a protein of 370 amino acids. Lineage: Eukaryota; Metazoa; Chordata; Mammalia; Rodentia; Cricetidae. The record is from RefSeq and is a predicted model, not a curated record.